AUGAUCGUUGGAGUGGCCGUGGUCAGCCCCCAGGUGAUCUGGCGCGAGCCCGGCCGGUAUGUCACAAACACCCGCCACCGCCUCUUCUUGGUGGUGGACGACGAAACAAUGCGUGAUGAGGACCUCCGAUUGAUCUUCCAGAAGCUGCAUGCUGCCCUGGCAGAUGCCCUCUCCAAUCCUUUCUACACCACGCAAACGACGAUCAAGUCAGUGUCUUUUGCAGCUGCCGUGCAUGCCAUCAUGGAAGGAACUGGCGUCUGA
Messenger RNA from Auxenochlorella protothecoides, 261 nucleotides. Its product is annotated as Trafficking protein particle complex subunit 2-like protein. The transcript is spliced from 3 exons. NCBI's taxonomy places the organism in Eukaryota, Viridiplantae, Chlorophyta, Trebouxiophyceae, Chlorellales, Chlorellaceae. The record is from RefSeq and is a predicted model, not a curated record. Bases 1 to 261 code for a protein of 86 amino acids. Gene Ontology annotation, cellular component: nucleus; TRAPP complex; cytoplasm. Gene Ontology annotation, biological process: endoplasmic reticulum to Golgi vesicle-mediated transport.